Molecule: messenger RNA, 372 nt
Organism: Aspergillus candidus
Lineage: Eukaryota; Fungi; Ascomycota; Eurotiomycetes; Eurotiales; Aspergillaceae
Product: mRNA splicing protein SMD1
Exons: 3
Coding region: 1-372 (123 amino acids)
Biological process (GO): spliceosomal snRNP assembly; RNA processing
Cellular component (GO): U4 snRNP; SMN-Sm protein complex; catalytic step 2 spliceosome
Molecular function (GO): RNA binding
Source: RefSeq, a predicted model, not a curated record
AUGAAGCUCGUUCGAUUCCUCAUGAAAUGCGCCAACGAGACGGUGACGAUCGAGUUGAAGAAUGGAACAAUCCUGCACGGCACCAUCACUACCGUCUCCCCCCAAAUGAACACCUCCCUCCGCACCGUCAAAAUGACCCAAAAAGGCCGCGACCCCAUCUCCCUCGACACCAUCAACGUGCGCGGCUCCACAAUCCGCUACUACAUCCUGCCCGACAGCCUGCCGCUCGAUACGCUGCUCGUCGAUGAUCAGCCCAAGCCGAAGAACAAGGCGCGUAAGGAGGCGGACCGCGGUGGUGCGCGUGGUGGGCCUCGGGGUGGGCCGCGUGGCCGUGGGAGGGGUCGGGGACGGGGGCGCGGUCGGGGUUUCUAG